This is a messenger RNA of Orussus abietinus, 4685 nucleotides long. RefSeq names its product probable multidrug resistance-associated protein lethal(2)03659. The record is from RefSeq and is a predicted model, not a curated record. Bases 185 to 4468 code for a protein of 1427 amino acids. The transcript has 16 exons. Gene Ontology annotation, molecular function: ATP hydrolysis activity; ABC-type transporter activity; ATP binding. Gene Ontology annotation, biological process: transmembrane transport. NCBI's taxonomy places the organism in Eukaryota, Metazoa, Arthropoda, Insecta, Hymenoptera, Orussidae. Gene Ontology annotation, cellular component: membrane.
AUCUGCUUGCAGUCCGGUCUUGCUCUUCCAAAGAGUACGAGCGAUCCUACGACGACCCAUCGAUCGGGGCGAUGAAACGCUCCAGAUUACUCGGCACAGAGUAGAUCCCAUUGAUAAGCGCGAAGAGAGAUCGAGGGCCCACUCGGAGACCGGAAGUUCGAGGGGGACCUCGACAUCUCGAGGGAUGGACGUCAAACAGAAGACGUUUAAGAAAAACCCCGUGGAAACUGCUAAUCCCAUCAACAAAUUGUUCUUUUGGUGGACUCUACAGCUUUUCUGGAGGGGAUCGAGAAGCGAUUUGAAAUUGUCGGAUAUUUACGCCCCUCUGAAGAGUCAUGAAUCCGAGAAACUGGGCGAUCGCCUCGAGAGAGCAUGGAUGGACGAGCUGGAGAAGAAGAAAAGAGAGAACUCGGUCGGGAAAGAUGGGAAGAAGAAGCCGACACUGAAGUCCAAAGAGCCCAGUCUGAUGAGAGUCUUGAUUCGCAUCUUCGGGCUUUCGAACCUGUACCAUACCAUCUCUGUGUUCAUCUACGCGGUGGUCCUUCGCACCUUCCAGCCGAUCUGUCAAGGCUGGAUCAUCGGCUAUUUCAGUGGAAGUGGAUCAUCGGAGACCACGGAAAAACAGGAGGUUUUCCUUUACGCGGCGCUCCUUAUAGUUUCGGUCGCAGUGUCGAUCACCAUGAUGCACCAGACGUACGUCGCAUCUCUCGUCCUUGGGAUGAGGAUAAGGAUAGCGUGCAGUUCCCUGGUGUACAGAAAGACCCUGCGACUCAGUCAAUCGGCCCUAAACGACACCGCAGCGGGACAAGUUGUGAAUCUGCUGAGCAACGACAUGAACCGAUUCGAGUUGCUCUUCAUCUACUUGCCUUCCGUAUGGGUGAUGCCCUUCCAGAUAGUGGUGGUUGGGUACGUGAUGUGGCAAUCCGUGGGAAUAAGUUGCCUGGUGGGUAUUGGAGUUCUUUUCGCGUUGUCUAUUCCCGUGCAAGGAUACUUGAGCAAUUUGGGAGGCAAAUUCAGAGGUCGGAUCGCCACCAAGACCGAUAGGAGGGUCCAGCUCAUGGCCGAGCUGAUAAAUGGAAUUCAGGUGGUCAAGAUGUACGCAUGGGAGAUCCCCUUCCAGAAAAUCGUCUCCAUGACCAGGGCUUCCGAGAUGAACGUGAUAAGGUACUCUUCCUAUUUGCGGGGACUCUUCCUGAGCAUUAUGGUGAUCGCCGAGCGGGUGGUGCUCUACUUCACUCUCCUGGUCUUCGUGUUAUCGGGCAACACUCUCACGGCGCAAAUCACCUUCGUCCUUGCAUCGUAUUUCAACAUCCUGCAGCUUACCAUGGCCAUAUGUUUCCCUCAAGCGGUGAUUUUGGCUGGCGAGGCCAUUGUGUCGGUCAGAAGGCUCCAGCUCCCGGAAAUUUCUUUUCAGGAAUUCCUGUUGCUGGACGAGGUGCAGCGACCCGAAGAAAGCCACACGACGAAGGAGCGGAAAGCCUCUGGCGAAAUUGUCAUCAGAAAUGGCGUCCCGAAAAAAGACGAGCCGGAGAAUAAAAAGCCUGCGACGAUCGUAUUUGACCGAGCGUCCGCUACUUGGGUCUCUGGACAAUUACCCUCGACCCUACAUGACGUUUCCGUGACCAUAGACGGUGGAAAGUUGUGCACCUUCGUUGGCGCCGUCGGCUCUGGGAAGUCCUCGGUCCUUAGCGUGCUCCUGAAGGAGCUUCCCCUGGGAGCUGGGAGCGUCCAGCUCCUGCAGAAGGAACUUCUUCGGCCCGAGGAUCCGUCGAAUAGUCGCAGAUUUUACAUGGACAAUCCAGACCUGAAGAUUUCCUACUGCUGCCAGGAUCCUUGGCUCUACGUGGCCACCGUUCGGGACAAUAUCCUGUUUGGACAGCCUUUUAAUAAGACCAGGUAUCAGGAGGUGGCGAGAGCAUGCGCAUUGCUGAAGGACUUCGGACAGCUUCCGAAUGGAGAUUUGACCAUGGUUGGAGAACGGGGCACGUCCUUAUCGGGAGGUCAAAGGGCGAGGGUUAACUUGGCAAGAGCGGUCUAUAGACAAGCCGAUGUGUACCUUUUGGACGACCCUCUAAGUGCCGUGGACCCACACGUAGGCCAACACCUGUUUAAGGAAUGUAUCCAAGGAUUUCUAGCCGGGAAGACUAGGAUCCUCGUUACCCAUCAACUUCAAUAUCUAAAGGAAGCCGACCUCAUUGCCAUCCUGGACCACGGAAUGAUAAAGCUCCAAGGAACUUACGACGAGCUGUGCGCUGCCAACGAAGACUUCACCGAGAUGCUGGAAAAAAUACAGCAAGACGAAGAGGAGGUCGAAGACGCCGUCGAAGACAACGACAGGGGAGAAUCCGCAGCCGAGAGGAAGCCCAAUCUCGUUCGGCGUUGUUCCAGGCGAGAGUCCAGAGCUUCCAGUCGAGGAAGGCAAUCUCUGCGGAACGUUGAAGAGGACUCUCUCUCGGUCGGAGCCAGCUCAGCCGGGGAAGAAAUGGCCAAAGGCAGGAUGUCCAAUAAAAUUUACGCCCAGUACUUCAAGGCAGGCGGUAGUACCUUGUCGGUCGUCUUAAUUAUCGGAAUCUUCGUCCUCGGCCAAGUGGCCUCCAGCGGCUCCGAUUAUUGGGUCAGCUGUUGGACGACUUUCGAGGCGGUUCGCUUCGAACUUUCGGAACCUGGAAUCGUAACCGAAAGCGAGUACAAUCGCGUGGUCAACGACAGCUUCCUGUCUUUCCUCGGCUUGCUGGACGAGGAUGGUCUCCUUUCCACCGAUAAUGCCAUCUACAUCUACACGUUCUGCAUCGUCGCUUGCACGGUCUUCGUCCUUUUGCGGAACUUCCUCCUGAUGAGACUCUGCACCUCCGCCAGUCGCAAUCUCCACGACUCGAUGUUCGCCAACAUGUUGCAAACUACCAUGAAGUUCUUCAACGCCAAUCCCUCGGGUAGGAUUCUCAAUCGAUUUUCGAAAGACAUUGGAGCUAUGGACGAGCUACUGCCCAAAACCCUUCUGGACGCGCUGCAGAUAUUCGGGGUGAUGAUAGGAAUCCUCGUUCUGGUAGUGAUCGUCAAUCCGUGGAUGAUCAUCUCGAUUGUGGUGAUCACGGGGGUGCUCUACGUGGCGCAGAUCCAUUUUAAAAGAACCGUUCAGAGCCUUAAACGCAUCGAGGGCAUCGCGAAGAGUCCGCUGUUCUCACACGUGAGUGCUUCCCUGGAUGGACUGACGACCAUCAGAAGCUGCGGAAAGGAGACCGAAAUCACUUUGCGGAAGGAAUUCGACAAACUGCAGGACACCCAUACCGGCGUCUGGUACCUUCUGAUCAUCUGCUCGGAAGCGUUUGGAUUUUUCCUCGACCUUAUAGCUUGCAUCUUCAUCGCCUUCGUCACGUUUUCCUUCGUCCUCAUGGACCCUGGCGAAGUCUUCGGAGGGAACGUUGGUCUCGCCAUUUCCCAGGCACUGAUCCUGAUCGGCAUGCUGCAGUACGGCGUUCGACAAGGAAUAGAAGUCGUCUCUCAAAUGACCUCCGUGGAGAGGGUGUUACAAUACACCAAUUUGCCAAAGGAGACCUGGUCUGGCGACAAGAAACCUCCGUCGGACAACUGGCCAUCGGAAGGUCGGAUAAAUAUGAAGCAGUUGCGCAUGAGUUACGGAAAGGACGAUCCGCCCGUGCUGAAGGACCUGAACGUGGAGAUUCAGCCCGGGUGGAAGGUCGGCAUCGUUGGAAGAACAGGCGCCGGGAAGUCUUCUCUGAUUUGGGCCCUCUUCAGGUUGUCCGGUGACGGUCUGAGCGGAGAGGUCCUCAUAGACGACGUGGACGCCGGGUCGAUUCCUCUUCAGACCUUGCGACCUAGGAUCUCCAUCAUCCCCCAGGAGCCGAUUCUGUUCUCGGAGAGUCUACGCUACAACCUGGAUCCAUUCGGCCUGUACCCGGACGCGAAACUCUGGGACGUCCUUAGGGAAGUUGAACUAUCCAACUUUGGUCUGGAUCAACAGGUCUCGGGAGGUGGAAGUAAUUUUAGCGUUGGCCAGCGACAGCUGAUCUGCCUCGCCAGAGCGAUUCUGAGGAACAAUCGCAUCCUUGUGCUCGACGAAGCUACCGCAAAUAUCGAUCCUCGCACGGAUUCAUUCAUACAAAAUACAAUUAGAACGAAGUUCUCGAAUUGCACCGUACUGACGAUAGCGCACAGGCUGGAUACCAUUAUUGACAGCGAUCGGGUGAUUGUCAUGGACAGUGGCAGGAUGGUGGAAUUUGGUAUCCCUUACGAAUUGUUGCGCGAUAACCCGAAUGGGCCCUUCUCGGAAAUGGUGCAAAAUACCGGGAAAGGUAUGGCCAGUAAUCUAUUCCAGAUUGCCGAAAGAACUUACGAGCGCAACGUUUCUAGCCCUGAGAAUAAUCAACAGUCGCAAAGCAACUCGAUAGCUAGCGAUCAAACUAUUGCCAUUGACUCGCCCACGACGAUAGUUGAAUCCACGGCGAUGUGAUAGUUCCAAAUCUAAUGUUAAUGAAAAUUCUCAGAAAAGCCUAACGUGUUGACUGACUAAGACGAUAGAAGUAAUGGAAAGCAGUGCACCCCUAUUUUUUAUUCCAGGUUCAAUCGACGGGGCUUUUGAAUUUAUUUAUUUCGGCAUAGAGUAGUAGAUUUAAGCUACGUUGUAUAUAAAUACCUAAGAACUAAAUAAGAACGAAUUUUAUAACUCA